Messenger RNA from Pyricularia grisea, 5759 nucleotides. RefSeq lists its product as uncharacterized. Lineage: Eukaryota; Fungi; Ascomycota; Sordariomycetes; Magnaporthales; Pyriculariaceae. The coding region runs from base 1609 to 5091 and encodes 1160 amino acids. Gene Ontology annotation, molecular function: calcium:proton antiporter activity. Gene Ontology annotation, biological process: intracellular calcium ion homeostasis; calcium ion transmembrane transport. The transcript has 3 exons. The record is from RefSeq and is a predicted model, not a curated record. Gene Ontology annotation, cellular component: membrane; endomembrane system.
AAGGUGUAACCCGGAUAUGCAUGCUUGCGCACAAUCAGUCUGGCCAACUCGGCAGACGCAUGACUUGGGUUGCCUGGUCGCAAUGAGGCUGCAAGCCAAGAUCAAGCUGUCAUGUCACCACUUGUGCUUUUUUUUUCCUCCGUUCGAGAAGAUCCCCUUCAUUCUCUGUUUGGCAAGGCUCGCGCUAAUUGUGCCCAACCAACAACGAAACUAUUUAGAGCUAGGAACAUAAUAAACGGCUAGCCCAACGUCUCGCUCGUCAAAAAUGACGCUAAAACAUGACAGACUGUGAUGUCGUCGGUGGUUUUCUAUCCUGAUAACAGUUUUAAAUGGACAGUCGACUUAAGGAAAGGAACGUCAGCGGGGACCGUGGGGUUUUCGUUCAGGUGAACAGCAUGCUCCACCCCAUCCGCAUGCAUUACAUCGGACGCAUCGCGAUCAGCAGGCGGAGGCAGGGAAGUUGGAUGAGGAUGCUGUGAUAGUGCUGUUCCCGUGAUCAGUUAUUUGCCAUUUUGAACAUAUGUAAAAUAAAAACCCUAUCAGUUCCCAAUACACAAGAUUUAACCUUUUAAAUGAAAGACCUUCCGUCAACUCAAACUUGAAAUUGCGGGGUUCUUUCCAUCUUCUCGUCGAACCGCCGCCAGAUCACGCGGAGGCCCAAAACGAGCAGUCUCCCUCGUGCUGGUAAAUCUUGCUUGUAUUCGAUAAAUCGAUCGCUUAAUGGUUUUACCAAGAACUCAUAUUCGUUUUGAGCGCCCUAAACAAACCACUCGUGCUCCUUGUAUGAGUCGAGUUGUCCCAUGCUGUCAGUCAAUUAUCUCUGUAUCAAGUUGAAGCGAAGCACUUGUUUAUGUGCCACGAACCGUCGUCAUUCUGCAAAUUGCACACCCGAAGUGGGGUCUAGGCCGCAAAGUCCCGUUAUAGGCUCCGACGGCGCACCGUGCACGACUCCAACAACUUACUCGCAGUCGGCCUGAGCGGCAUGGAUGCGUUACUGAUCCUAGUAGAAGCUUCCCGCACGACGCCAGCCGAGUCGUCGAGUUGCCAGCGGCGACAGGGCUCGUGACAUCCAAUGCAAACUGCUUCUGCUGCCUUGCCCUGCAUCAUACCUUGCCUUGCUUACCUAGGUCAAGUAGCUUGGCUUGACAGUUCGGAUACUCUUUGCCGUUCAUCCCCGGCAACUUCAGUCUUUGUUUCCUUGAUGACAUCUCUUUUUAUGUUUGCUUCUUUUUCUCUUUUUUUGUCGUCUUGCAAAGUCUCGUGAGCACGGGCUUAAAAACUUGCAAACGCCAGAAAAUUUCCGAUCGGGGGCUUGGGAUUGGAUUUCUUGUUCUUUUGUUUACUAACGGCCGCUUUUCUGCAGUCCGCGAAUAGCUGAUACCACUGCGACGCUACGCUACCUUGACUAGGGUCCACCGCGCGCCUUUCCAGCUGCCCAUUCAUUCUCCAUCUCGCUUCGAGCAGUUUCUGCGACAUCUCUCCCUAUCUUGUCUCAAAAAGAUCACGACAUCUUAGUGCAUAGAUCAACCCAGAAUCUAAAAUCCACUUCCCAAAAGUCAUUCGUCCCUCAACACCGGCGCGGCUUGCAGCCGACAAGCCGCAUACCUCAUGGCGUCGUCAAGAUCGAGAUCUCGCCGCAACAGCGACUUGUCUGAUGCACCCUCGCCAACCGACACGCGAGCACCAUCAAGGCGCGAAAAUGCGCCUAGCAUCAACAUAUCAACCCAAGACUACGGUCUUUCCGAGAGCUUCCAGUCCACCGAUACGGUCCGGAGAAGACCGGAAGCUGGCUAUGGCAGCAUGAUCUCACCAACGCCUGGAAACCUGCAACCUCAAACAGAAAGCUCCACGUCCGACCGUCCUCAGGGGGGAAGUCGAUCAAGCCAGUCUGUCAUGAGGUCUCCAAUGAUAGGUGGUGACCGAGCGAGAAUGAACCCCAAGAAGCCGCCCAUUUCUCGUCGUGCAAGCUCUAAUACGCAAGCCCCCCAUCGAGGUGGAGUAUUUUCUGUCGACGACGCCACAGACGAGGUUGAGGCCGACCACGCCCAACGCCAAGGCAGCUACGCCCACUCAACCACGCGAAGGCGCACCGCAGCACCUCCGACUCUGUCUAGGGUGCACUCAAGAACUAGCAAUGUUGACGAGGAGGAUGAAGACUCUGAACACCCGCAAACCCACUCAACCAGGCCUAGUAGCAGGGGGAACAUGGACCGUCCCGAUGAUGACGACGAGGAGCACCUCCUAGACCUAAGCGAAGGCGGGGACGAUGUCGAAGACGACCACGUUACUGAAGAGGAUGAUGAUGGUGACCUGAGCGAUGCAGAAAGCUUCACCCUCAAGGAUAGGCAGCAAGCCAUCAACGAAACACAUCCCUUCGGUAUAAGGCUAUGGAAACCUGCGCUGUAUAAGAAAGACCGUUCAGUCCAGAAGACGGCGGAGGGAGAUAUCCACUCAACGCCUGGUGGCCGUGUGAGCAGUUGGCUUUUGCUGUUCAACUUGAUUUGGACCCUGUGUUUUGGAUGGUGGAUGGCAGCUAUUGCAUUCAUUGGAGCCGUUGUUUGCUUCCUAUUUGCGGCCGCGCCCAGCGGCCGGGAGUACGGACGCAUACUCUGGGGCCUAGCAGGCUAUCUAUUCUACCCGUUUGGCAAGUUCAUCAGUCUUGAGCAGCAGGAGGCAUAUCUGGAUGAGGAUCAGGGCGAAGGUCGCAGCAUCAGCGAGUAUGAGCAAUGGCAGAGUGGAGACCUCGAGUACGGCCGUCUCUUCUUUGGGCCUGACCGCAACCGGUCCAUCGUUGGUCGCUCGCGCAGGAGCAUCGACUCGGCUCCGAGUGAGACAGAUAGCCUCCUUGGACGGUCAGCUCGGAGUGCCAAUCGCUCAGACUCGGAUCUCCCAUCCUCCAAGAGGCGCCUGUUCGGGCGCGGCAAGUGGACCAUUGGCCGCGUCAUUUUCUUCUUGUUCUUCUACCUCCUUCUGAUGCCAUCAUUGUUCAUCGUGUCUGGAAUCUGCUGGCUUCUGGUUUUCUGGAUCCCCAUGGGAAAGGUAACCAUGCUCUUGAUAGACCACUUGAGGCGACAUCCGCUGGCAUUGAACUUUGGGUCGGAUAUCUCGCUGGCUCGUGACCCUGACGCGCCACAUUCGUCAACCAUAAUAGUGUGCACCUACAGAGCUGUGGGCUCCAAAUACUGGAAGUAUACGGUGGACGGCACAAACAUCUUCCUCAUCAACCUCAUGGCAGUUGUGCUGUUUGUUGUCCUCGACUGGCUGGUAUUGGCGGGGGUGUUCCACGUGGAAAACUUCUUGACUUCGCAAGCCUUCCUGUUCGUGGCGGGACUCUUCUCCAUCAUCCCCUUGGCGUACUUCAUUGGUCAGGCAGUCGCGUCCAUCUCGGCACAGUCAUCCAUGGGCCUUGGCGCUGCGAUCAACGCCUUCUUCUCGACAAUCGUCGAGGUCUUCCUGUAUUGCGUUGCGCUCAAGCAAGGCAAAGGCCAGCUUGUAGAAGGCAGCAUUGUGGGCAGCAUAUUCGCCGGUGUGCUGUUCUUGCCCGGGCUUUCAAUGUGCUUCGGUGCCAUCAAACGAAAGACCCAGAGGUUCAAUGCGCGCUCGGCCGGUGUGACUUCGACAAUGCUUCUUUUCGCUGUCAUCGGAGCCUUUGGGCCUACCUUGUUCUACCAGAUAUACGGCACCCACGAGCUCAACUGCCUCGACUGUGUCAGCUUUGUUGAAGGCGCUCCUCAUGAUCCUCGCGCACGGGAUUGCAGGCGCUGCUUCUUCUCUCAAACCCCGGCUCUGGACGAUCGCUUCUACCUCGAGGCCGUGCGCCCUUACUGUUACCUGGCAGCAUGCAUGCUUUUCUUCUCAUAUGUCAUCGGCCUAUGGUUCACACUGCGUACACAUGCGGCGGUGAUUUGGAACACUGAGAUUGACGAGAAGAAACACGAGGAUCAUCCCACCUAUCAUCAGCCUGCUCGCUCUGUGGUGCAUCCCGCCGCAGAGACCACUGGUACCGAUAUUCGUGAUACGAAUGCCUACAAGCGCAUUUUGGGUCACUCCCUUAGGCAGGCUGGGUUGCACCCUCAGGACAGCAUUGGCGGGUCGUCCAGCGGCACGGCUACCGGAACGACUGGCCGCGGCAACGGCUCUGCGACGACUCCACAUCUAGUACCGCCCAAGGGAAGCAUGUCUUCGGACCACGGAGUUCAUAUUCCCGGGCUUUCCGAGGCGGAGAACCAGUGCUUGGUUCAACAGGUAGCAGAGAUUGCGGCUACGGCGGCUACAGUUGCUGUCCUUCCCAGGGGAACGUCUACACGCAACGUGCACACUUCUUUGCACAGGGCCUCGCAGACGCCGACUCCAGCUUUGCGAAGUGCUGCUACAUUCCCCACUGAAGAUGAGGCUACCGCUCAUGCUCAUGCAGGCCAUAACGCUGCAGCCGGUGGAGGAGGACAUGGGCACGAUGCGCCCAACUGGAGCAGGCUCAAGUCGUCCGUCAUUCUCAUGGGUGCUACCGUUCUCUACGCCAUCAUUGCCGAAAUUCUGGUCGACUCGGUCGACGUUGUACUCGAGGGCUACUCUAUUGACGAGAAGUUCCUUGGAAUUACCCUCUUUGCGCUUGUUCCAAACACGACCGAAUUCCUGAAUGCCAUCUCGUUUGCUAUGAAUGGUAACAUUGCACUGUCCAUGGAAAUCGGGUCGGCAUAUGCGUUGCAGGUUUGUCUACUGCAAGUACCCGCUCUGGUUCUCUAUUCGGCAUUCUACUCGCCAACAACACCCCCGGUUGAAGGACCAGAGGGUGAUCUUGCUCACUAUACAUUCUCUCUUCUGUUCCCCCAAUGGGACAUGGUAACUGUCAUUCUUUGCGUCUUCCUGCUCAGCUAUAUGUACGGCGAGGGGAAGAGCAACUACUUCAAGGGCAGCAUCCUGCUUCUCAGCUACCUGGUCGUCAUUAUCGGGUUCUACUUUAGCGGCUACACUGCGGGCGCAAACGACCUUGGCAUCACCAGGUUUGACAGAAUGGGUGGUGAUGGUGCAUACGUUAGCCACACCGACACGUUCAAAACCAUUGGAAGAAAGAGCAGCGGGUUUGCUUAUUAACGGCCACCAAUGAACGUCAUCACGCUUGAGCGUGAAGUACAUAUCACGCGAUUGUUGCCUUGCGGCUCCCGCUUGGGCGGCAUGUGCACGUUUCCCAGUGGGGGCCAAGCCGGGGUGGGCACAAUACCGUUCCGGCACUGAUGCUUGUCGGAUACGAGCACCAGUUGGAAGUUCGUUGCCUGCCUGAACGGCACAUCUGGCAUAGCCACCAUUUGUCUGGAGGUUCUUGACGGUAUCUGUCGACUAUUGAUUUUGAUAUUGGCAUAGUAGCCAGUUUGAUUAGCGUCUACCCUUUUUUUUUUGUGAUGAAAAGGUUCCAGACGCAGGAGUGGGCUUACGAGGUUCCAUCUUAGCGAACGAUUGUCAAGUUGGAUGUUCAUUAUCGUCUUGGCGGUUUCUUGCAGAUUUUGCUCAUACCCAGAGGUUAAUGUCGUUUUUACUUGUGUUUUUAGUUGACUUUUGCGGCAUGUCUCCUUGACCAGGAUUUUUUGUUUGUUGUUUUUAUUUUAUUUUAUUGCUGGAACAAAUAAUGCACACUAUUCAGAGUUUGAGUUUGAUUUGUUUUAUAUUUUAGUUGUAUGGACUACCUCUUUCGAGCCAUGUACAGGUUUUGACAAGCGAUAAUGGGGGCCAAAAUGCGGCUGAUCGGGGCUAUGCUCCGGCUCGAC